AGUCCACAAAAUGUUUAAAAGUUUUAUAGAUGGGGAUGAAAGGACAUAUAGACUAUUCAAAAUGAAAGAUGACGAUUUACCAAAUCGUUUUCAGGAUAUAAAAAAACUUCAGUACCCAGUCUUUAUUACCGAUAAACAUUUUUUGUUAAUGCUUGAUGCUACAUUAGGGCCUCCAUACUAUUUUGAUAGACAUAUUGACGGGAGUUUAAAGUCUGAAAUAGAAGGAUGGACGGACAAUGAUGAUAUGCAAACAAUUCUAGAUGAUGAAUUUGAUAACGAGUAUAGUGAUGAAAGUGAUAGUGACGAAGAGGAAGAAGAGUUGGAUCUACAUAUAACUCUCGGUGAAAACAAGAGAACUCGUAUGAAGAAAAUUGAUCCGAGGCGAGAAGUGACCUAUGAGGUAUUCGAAGAUAUAAUUUGGCCUCGCAUUAUUGGAAAAUUUAAAAAGUAUAAAGGGAAAUAUCAUCCGUCAUUAGUUUGGACAGAAAUAAUGUCUAUUAUCAAAGGGUCUUAUGAGGCAAUUUAUGACGGAGGAUUUUUGAAUAAGAAUAGAUAUUUUGAAAUAGGAAAGAAACAAGCACCUGCUUUCAUCGAUGAGAGAGAAAUACUUUACAAUUUUUUUCUUGAGUAUGAACAUAUUCGACAAAACAGACAAAUGUUCGAUCAAACAGAUCUAGUCCGAAAUUUGUAUCAAAGAUUUCGCAAGCAAAAAAAUCCAAAAUGGAAAGUGAAUGAAAUAUAUGUUGAUGAAGCUCAGGACUUUGCCCAGGCUGAACUGUUUCUACUUAUCAAACUUUGUGAAAGUCCACAUGGUAUGUUUGUGACUGGCGACACAGCUCAAAGUAUCAUGAAGGGAAUAUCCUUCCGGUUUAAAGAUCUAGUCAGUCUUUUCCACUACGCCAGUAAGGACUUAUCAGUUAAAACUAUCGGCGUUUCUGUUCAACCAGAUCGUAUAUAUGAGCUUCCUCACAACUAUAGGUCACAUUCAGGAAUUACAGCUUUGGCCACAAGCGUACUUGACAUACUAAAGGACUUGUUUCCCGAUUCCUUUGACAGUCUUCCGAAUGAUCAGUGUCUUUUUAAAGGACCAAAACCAGUUCUUCUUGAGACUGUUUCCUCUAAUUGGCUAAGUCUCAUAUUGUGUGAAAACCAUAGAGAAACAUCGAAAAUUGAAUUUGGUGCACAUCAAGCGAUUUUAGUGGUUAAUGAUAAAGCACGUAACAACAUUCCAGAUGAAAUGAAAAGUGGACUUGUUCUUACAUUAUACGAAGCAAAAGGAUUAGAAUUUGAUGAUGUUUUGCUUUACAACAUAUUCACCGAUUCAGAGGCUACAAAGGAAUGGAGGGUUGUUUUAUCGUUUCUCGAAAAGCUUGUACAGAAAGACUCGCAGAAUGAAACAAAACCAACUUUGCAAAUUUCAGCAGAUUUACGAUCUUUGCCUUUUAAUCCGAAACAACACAAAGUAUUAAAUUCUGAAUUAAAGCAGCUAUACACAGCAAUUACAAGAGCCAGGCAAAAUGUUUGGAUAUUUGAUGAAGACAAGGAACAAAGGAGGCCAAUAUUCGAAUACUUCAAGGCUCUUAAUCUUGUUGAUGUUGUUGCAGAAGAUAAGGAAGUGAAAUCUUUUACAAGAAAGUCUACACCAAGAGAAUGGAUUGAUAAAGGAGAAGAAUUCAUGAAAGUGAAGAUGUAUACUCAGGCUGCACAAUGUUUUAAUACUGCAGGCGAUUCAAGAAAGGAGUCCAUAGCACAUGCGUAUCAACAUUACAGAAUUGCUAGCCUUCAAUCUCAAAAUAGUCCCCGUAGGAAAAGCGAACUUUAUCAAGCAACUUUAAAAUUUUUAGAAGCAAGAAAAACCAAGGAGGCCGCAAAAUGUCUAGAAAUGGCAAAACAUUUUGAUCUAGCCGCACAAUUAUAUGAAAAAAGACAACAGUUUGAAAAAGCAGCUGAAAUGUAUAGAAGAACAAAUAAACCACUGGCAAGUUGCGAAUAUUACGAACUUGCUGGACGUUUCGAAAAAUCCAUUGAUGUACUUCUUGAAAACAAACAGUUUGAAAAAGCUAUUCAUUCAUUAAACAAAUAUCAAAAAACGAUACAGGAAAACCCUGACCCGGAAAAACCAAAACUACGUGAUAAUCAAACUGAGGACCAAAUAAAUAGAAAUGCAGCUGAGUAUUAUCAUACACAAAAAGACCGCAACGAAAUGAAAAAAGCUUUGAAUAGAAUUCGUGAUAUUCCUUUCAGGGUGAAGUUCCUGAAAAAAAGAUUCGAUGGUGAAAAUGAUUAUAUAAAGCUUGCAGCAUCUAUUUAUUUGGAAAAUGGACAGACAAGAAAAGCGGCUAGUCUAUAUGUUGACUACGGUUAUACACAGGAAGCACUUCCGUUGUUUAGAAAAGACAAAGAAACAUAUAUGAUAGGCAGAUGUUUAUAUUUAGAUUCUCUCAUAAACAUUUCCAUUAGACCUGAUGGAAGUGCUAUAUGUACUUACAGUACGAGUCUGAAGGAGAUGACAGUACAGUUAGAAGAAGCAAUUAAUUACUUCAAUAAAUGCCGAAACAAGUACAGGGACCGGAAAUGCAAUUAUGGAGAAAUAACUGACGAUAUCGGUAAAUCAAACAUGCUUCUUGCAAGGCUAACUGGCCAGCAAAGAUUUAUUGGAACUGCUUUCAAUUGCUUUGUCAAAAGAAAGCCGCAUUCAAAUGAAGUAGGAAAAUUGGAGUGUCUUAGUUGGAUGAUCAAUAAUUCCAACUUAAAAAUAGACUCCAACUUAUCCAAAGUUGUGAUAGGAAUGGAAAACUUCUUUAAAAUCUUUUCAAUCUUAGUCCCAUCAAAACCUUCAACAAAUUUCACAGAACGGAUAAAGGAUCAGUUUUUGAGGGAUUAUGGAAUAGAAACUGAAAUAGGGACUUCUUUUUACAACCCUAUUUACAAACCUCGUAUUCUUGAAGUUCUGAUAAAUGUUCGAGAUUCAAUAACUCGCAAAACUGUUAAAACAGUAGUUGAUGAUAUACCUGCUAUUCAUGAAAUGAUUGUUGGAGACCUUUUAACAAAAUGCAAAGUAUGGUUUUGUAGAAUAAGAAAAACAAUUGAGGAAGAACGACAAAAACUGAAAACAUUGUCUAAACCGACUGUAAAAUCACAAAACUUUAGAGAUAGGUCUCCGAAAGUCAGUAUACCUAAAGUUUCUUUCACUCAUAGUGAAUUUUUGCAGCUCAUUCGUUUGGACAUGCACAAUGUUAAGCUGGAACAAAUUUUAAAUGAGUGUAAUACAAAGCUAGAUCUGAACAGGGAGCAAAACCUUAUUUUGAAUCAGUCUGAACAAAGAAGUUUUCAAUUUUUCAAAUGCAGAAGACUAAUGGAAGAUUUGAUUCAUACUGUACCGCAUAUCAGUAAUACAAAAUCAGACUUGUUCGAAACCUUGAAUGAUGUACGAUCCCAAAUGGAAAUUUACUUUAAAUUGGAAUUGGAAUCUUCUAAAAAGAGACAGAAAAGUGUCGCUCGAAUGUUCGAAUUAAUUUUCUUCAAAAAGAUAUUUGGUCUUCAACAGAAUGUGAAUGACAGUCUGACAAAUCUCGAGAGUACAGUCUUGCAGGAGAGGAAGAAAAAUACUUUAAGUCGACAGAAAGCUUAUAGUUGUGGCUUCAUCUCAAAAACAAAUGUACAAUAUCCAUUUGCGUUGUCCGUUGUUCGUUCUUUUAAGGAAAGUCUUGAUUGUUUAAAGUUUCACCACAAUCCAUCCAAAGCCUUGAAAAAGUUUAGUAUUUUUAUUGGGAGGAUGAAUAUACAACAAACAGAGGAAACAAUACCAGAAUUGACAUUACUUUUAAUAUGGGUUAGAUAUUUCACUUUAGUUGGUCUUAGUAUGCAAUCGAAAUUUUGCGGAAAGAAAUGUAAUUUUGUUAUUCCAUCGUCAUAUAUCAUUACUUCAAAAUUCGUCGAGCGAAGUGUUUUUCAUUCAAAAACAUGGACAACUGAAGCAAUAAUUUGCGCAUGCAAAGUAGUGUCAAUAAGUGGCGAUAUAUCAGUUCUUUUAGAAAAAAAUAUCGAGAUAUUGGCCGGAAUUAGAGGAAAUAUCAAUAUCAUAAGUAUAGUUUUUAGACGUCUUGAUGAAUAUCUCCAAUUACAGAAUUCGUCCGAACAAUUAAUGAAAGACGAUGAAGCUCUGUCGUCAAUAAUUGACAUGGCUGAAGAUGUUAUAUCAUUGAGUAUGGUAUACAUCAUUAAUAUGGGAGAAAGCAUGUCAUACAACCUGGAACCAUUUCUUCUUAAGGAAUUUGCGCUUUUAAGAUGUAAUGAAAAAUAUCCCAAAAACAUUUCUGAAGCUAUACAUGGAAUACAGACUUCCUCUGGCAUAGCAGAUAUCUGCAUUUGUGUAAACAAUUUUUUAAAGCAAAAAGGGGAUAGCUUGAUAAAAUAUGCAUGGGAUAAUCAAAAGAAAUGUAUUUCAAAAGAACAAAUUGAGUCUGUAUUUAAUACUAGAGGGAGUUUUUUCCUUCCACAAACUAUAAGAAUUUUAUCAGAUCCCACUUUGUCUGCUAGAGAGACAAACGAAGAAAUCCAAACAAUACAACCAGAAAUUGAAAUCGACGAGGAAGAAAUCAGAACAGUUCGUGAAGUUCAUCUUACUGUUGAAAAGAAAAAAAAUGAACAUUUCAGUUUGCAGUCAUUGCAGGCUAAGGAAAACCUUCAUUCUAAAGUUAAUGUUGGGUAUGACGAAUUUUUAGAGGAUCCCUUGUUUUCUAUCGUAUCUGUAAAUGAAGCAGUCUGUGAUGUUUGUGGCUGUACUUUUGAAGGUAUCGGUGACGACGAGGCAGGAGACGGUGCUGGAAUAAAUACAAAUCUUGAGCGUGUUCCUGACAGUCCUUCAUCAUCAACAGUAUCAGUGAGUUUGAAAUCAGUAGCAAGGUCUCUGUCUUCCACAACGGAGGAACAUUUACCAGAAGCAACAUCAGCAAAAGCUCAAUCUCGCAUACUGAAUGAACAACUUGUCGAUUUCACUUCAAGUCAUUCCCUUCGAAAUAUGUCACAGAGAUCAAUUUCGUUGGAAUCAGAGGAGAAUAAACAUUUUGUAAGGUCUUUGUCAUCGACCUCUGAUGAUCAAGCACAAUUGACAUUGCAAUCAUUCGAAGAACAUGCCGUAUCCCUUUCUCAUGAGACAAAAAUGAAUGAGGUACAGAUAUUUUAUGAAGAUUAUAAGAAGUAUAUAAAACCCGGUCUAGAAAAAGUUCGUCUGUUCAUAACAAAAUACGAAUUGUCUUCCGGCGAUAUAAGUGAAAGGUAUGGGGAAGAUGAAAUCAGAAUAAGCGAACUGCUUACACGUUUUGAGGAAUGUAACACAGAUUUAUCUGAUAUGAUAAAAUCAAAACAAUGGAAGACAACAAAAGCUGUAAAGAAAAAGUUGCAACAACUUGUACAGCUUAAAUCUAAAUUAAGAGACAGCGUGAAAGAAUUAUCCAGUGUAAAGCUUAAGACCGAUAUUGCGGAACCACACAACGAUAUAGUUGAAUUAGAAUACAAACCGCAGAACGAAAAGAAAAAACGAAGAAAUGAAGGGAGAGGAAAGAAGGAUUCGCGCAAAUUUGACGUGAAUGUUGUUUAGUACUCUUCAAGGUCAUAUAAAAUGAUGACCGAUUUAGUCUUUUGUCAAACUGUGAAAUGAACUUUAUGUGAAGGAUACAUCAUACAGAUCCAGGCGCCGCGAUAUUUUUAAUUUUAUGAAUACUAGUUUAUAAUCUUUCUUUUUUAUUACUUAGUGUUCAUGACAUGUAAUAUGAGAGAGGUCUUUUUGUAUAAUCAUGGUAGUCAGUCAUUUAGUAUUGUUUUUCCACUGCAAAUGAUGCCACUGAAGUGGAGGUUUAAGUAUAUCAUUAACAAGUUGUACAUAUCUUAAUAUUCAGAGGAUAAUAUAGGCUUAUAUCAAUUUCAAACUUUUGGAUUUUGCUGCUUUGUUUCGUUUGAAAGUUUACUUUUCUUGUACCUUCAAUAUUUGGUUUCUUUGACACUUCAACAUUCAAAAUUUCUCUUCGAGGAUCUUUUUGGAUUAUACAUCAUUUAGAAAAUAGAUAAAAUUUGGGAGACUUAAGGUUUGUAAAUACUUGAAAAGCUUUAUAAACAUACAAAAACAGAACCAUAUUAAGUAUUCUUUGUAACCGGAUGUUAUGAAUAAAGUUUUUUUGUAAAAUUUACAUAAAUUAUCUGUUAAUAAUUAUUAUAUAGGUUAUAAAUCGUGGUUAAUGACAACAAGGCAGCCAAAACUAAGUUACACACUUCACAUUUUGUAUUUGCACCACAUAUUCACUCUGUGUGUCCGAUAUGUUGACAGUUGACGGUAUUAUCGGACGUCUGACUUUUAUCAUGUUUACUAUUGGCUAUAUAUGUUUACACAAUUGCAGUUAGUAGGGUAUAGAUAAUUACAAUAUACACAUUUCCACAUAAAAAAACAUCUUUUGCAUUUUGUUAAAUUCAGUCAGCCAGCACCUGUGCUUUAUUUACACUUCAAAAUAAAAAUAAGGAGAUGUGGUAUGAUUGCCAAUGAGACAACUAUCCACCAAAGUUCAAAUGAAAUGGAUUUGAGCAAUUAUAGGCAACAGUACGGCCUUUAACAAUGAGAAAACCCCAUACCGUAUAGUCGGCUAUAAAAGUCCCCGACAUGAAAAAUAUGAAAUAAUUCAAUUGAGAAAACUAACGGCUUAAUUUAUAACAAAACAAUUUACGAAAAACAAAGUCCAUUUAUUUAUUACACGUGCGCUUAUAAAUAUGUAAUUAACUUCCCGUUCGGUUGUUCAAAGUGGGAGACCAAUUUAUAUCAGUUAAAUAAAGCAUACACAUAGAUGUGUACUUUGAUAAUUCAAUUUUUGACAAUCGUAUGUUUUAAAUAACAACUCUAAACUGAUGAAUAGUUACACGUUAUAAAUAAUUACUGCCCUUUCCAUAAAAGGUUUUGAAAUUAAUUGAAAUCAGGAUGUGCUUACCUUUCCAGAGCACAUGAGAUUACCCCAGUCUUUCAUGGUGUUCGUGUUGCUCAGUUUUUAGUUUUCUAACAGUGAUGUCGUUAUCUCUUCGACUAAUGAGCUUUAAAUGUUCUCAUGGUAUCUUCUACCUCUUUUUUUUAUUUUCAUUUUGAUUACUAACUAUCCAAUUCAGAUUUUUCGAAAACAUUAUAAAACAUUAUGCACAUGUUUUGCGUAUUCCAUUAUGCUUAGGGUAUGAUUAAUGGUGUCUGAGCAUCAAAUUAUCACACAAAAUAAAAUACGACUCUUGAUUAAAAUGUCACAAGAACAAAGUCAAAAGUCAAAACAACUAUGAAUAGACACACAUUUGAGAACAUUUUUAGUUUCCGAAUGAAAUCUAGAAUCGUGUCCCUAAUUUGUUCUAUACUUAGAUUAAUGAUAUUGUCACUUUUGUCAAUGCGUCCUGUUCCCUUUUAAAAUCAUUUUUUGACCUUGAAUUUUGACCUGAGAUCAAAUUCUAUUUUCUGGCUUAAAUUCAUGUUUGAGCAAUAAACCUUGGUUAUCGUCAUAUCAUAUUCGGUCUGCAAUUGUAUGACCUUAGGUUGAUAUUUUUCAUUCCUUUUAACCUGAGGAUAAAAUAUAUAUGUCAUUGCGCGCCUUUCAUGAAAACCAGUUGGCAGCAUAAUUUAAUAUGCAUACUUACCUUGCUUUUCAAACAUCAUGUCCUUGGACCAACCAGAAGAUAUUAAUUCCUAAGCCACGUGUUGAGUGCACCAAAACUAAUAAAUUUAUACUAUAUCAUUAUCAUUGUAUUCGUCAUUGGUCUAAUUCAUUGUCAUCACAACCGAUAUCAAACCAGUUGACUGCAUGAAAGAAUUGUCGCUCAUUUUAGCAUGUCUUGCAUUUUAACAUGUAAUUGAUUUUAAUACUCAAAACUAUCAUAAAUGAUGACAAGUAUAUACAAAAUUAUAGAUUGUAUGGUGAUCGAUACUUAAUAAUUUGAAUACAAGGAGACGUGGUAUAACACUAUUCAUAAAGAGACUAAAAGACGUUAAUAUUAGCAACUAUGGAUGUAACAUGUGUAAUAUAUGACACCAGACAUUGCAAAGUAACAAAUUUUAAAUAGGAAUGUUUUGAAUUUGCGCGAAGUCAGACUGGAGUUUGUUAUAUUUUUGAAUAUUUGUUUUAAAUAGAUCAUGUUCGACAGCUACUUUUGCUUGCUACAAACAUGGAAGUACUCUCUUGUCAAUAUAAUACUCCGAUGCAUGCGGGAAAGAAAAUCAAUUAAGAUUCAAUCAGAUUCAUUGGUGUUUUCUUAUCGUCCAGUGACGUACCGGAAAGUUUUAAGAUAACAUCACAAGAUGCAUUGCUUAAAUUCGCUAUUGUCCAUUUGGCUGAUAUAAGCUUUAACUUAAGUAUUAAUUGAUACAAUGGAAUUUAACAAAGACCUCAAAUUACGUUUAAAGUAAUAUACGUUUUAUGUGGGUUUUUUUUAACGUAAUCUUAUACAUACAUUCGUAAUGUACUUUUAAUGUGUUUUUCAUGUAACAAUUUUCUUUUAUGUUAUUUUAGUGUUAAUGUGAACAACAUUAAUUGUAAUAGCCACUGGCUUUGUAUUUUUUUCUGUUGAAAAUCCUAAUAAAUUUAUCAAUCAUAUUUUUACUUGAUGUUAUGUUUAGAAUUUCAUUUAAAAAUUACCAAUGAAUUCAUUCGCAACUUGUAAAGAAUUGGGGUGAUCAAGAGCGUGUUAAUAUAGUAUAGAAUCUAG
Messenger RNA from Mytilus californianus (California mussel), 8718 nucleotides. RefSeq lists its product as uncharacterized. The record is from RefSeq and is a predicted model, not a curated record. NCBI's taxonomy places the organism in Eukaryota, Metazoa, Mollusca, Bivalvia, Mytilida, Mytilidae. The coding region runs from base 11 to 5599 and encodes 1862 amino acids. The transcript is spliced from 9 exons. Gene Ontology annotation, molecular function: ATP binding; protein binding.